This is a messenger RNA of Colletotrichum scovillei, 1216 nucleotides long. RefSeq names its product 5'/3'-nucleotidase SurE. The record is from RefSeq and is a predicted model, not a curated record. The transcript has 2 exons. Lineage: Eukaryota; Fungi; Ascomycota; Sordariomycetes; Glomerellales; Glomerellaceae. The coding region runs from base 305 to 1210 and encodes 301 amino acids. Gene Ontology annotation, molecular function: nucleotidase activity.
CGGACAGCUGAAGCCUGAAAGGUCUCCCUCCCCCUCUUCGUCUGCGAUCCAGUGGCACGUGUCAGACGUGGUUCGCACAAGAUGUUCCUGAGCGGCCCAGGGGUGAGCCUUGGGCAACGAAGUCUUGAUUUGCCUCUUUACUUAAGGUUGACAACUGCCACACCCAUCACUAGAAACAUGGUCUUUUGAUCCCGCAUCCUCACGCAUACCGCCGCAAGCCGUUCGCUCUCCAAUCCACUCCGCACCUCCCUCUCACCCCCGGGCAAGGACUACGAGUCGCUCCGUGUACCCAUUUCACAUCACGAUGCGCGCCGACACCACAUUUGUGUUGCUUGCACAGGCUCUCGCCGUCCAGGGCGUGCGGAUCGUCCAGUCCAACGACGACGGGUGGGCAGAGCUCUACGUUCGCUCUUUCAACGAUGCGCUGAAAGCCUCCGGUCAUGACGUCCUUCUCUCGGCACCUGCUGAGAACAAGUCCGGCUCCAGUUCCCUCGACGUUGAGCCGAGCCCGCGGACUAGCGCUUGCCAGUACAACAGCUGCGCAGCCAACAGCGGACCGGUCGGCUUCAAUGAGACCCGCAAGGACCUCCGCUGGGUCAACUCGUACCCGGUAACAUCCAUGCGCUACGGUAUCGAGCAGUUUGCUCCAGAGCAAUUCAAUGGUGCCGCCGUAGAACUCGCCGUCUCUGGCCCUAACGUCGGCUCCAACCUCUGGCUCCAGGUCCCUUUCUCGGGCACUGUCGGUACCGCUGUCUAUGCUUCAGGCACGAAGGGCAUUCCCGCCAUCGCCUUCUCCGGCUCUUCGGAUGGCACUCUCGCGUGGAACACGCAGCCUGUGCCUGCGCGAAGCACGGUAUACGCCGAGCUCGCGACGCGGCUGGUGGAUAAGAUUGUGAGCGGGGGCGCUCCGUACCUGCCGGAGAAGACAUGGUUGAAUGUCAAUUUCCCGAAGGUCAGCGACACGGAGUGCAACGACCCGGACCAGUUCAAGUGGGUCUUGAGCCGGAUCAACCCGGGACUGCUGUCCGGUCCGGAUGUGAGCACGUGCGGUGAUGAUGCGAGGUUGCCCGAGGAGAACACGGUUGUCGGUACGGCGGGAUGCUACAUAUCCGUGAGCGUGGGUGAUUCCAACGACAAGACGACGGCGUCCAAGGAGAAGCAGCAGCCUGUGUUGGAUCGGUUGUCUGGCUUUUUGUCUUGCUUGCCCUGAACCGAC